AUGCGUAUCUGCAGCGCAGUUCACCCACGUUUGCUUUCGUCAUUCUGCAAUUUGCUGCCAAGCACCAAGCACCCGUCGAAGCAGGUCUACACGCUCGUUGUCCACCUGCACGCCAAGGAAGGCAAGGACGUCGAAGAGAAGGUCCGCAGCAAGCUCAUCGAGGCCUCGCAGACGUACAUGAAGGACGCUGAGGUCAUCGGCUGGCACGUCAUGCAGGACCACGUCGACACCCGCAAGUGGACCAUCGUCGAGCGCUACGAGCGCCAGAGCCAGAGCCUCAAGAUCCACCAGGCGAACCCGUAUUACGCCGAGUUCGGCGUCUACAUGGGAGCUCUUCUGGACCAGCCGCUGGAGAUCUUCCAGUUCAACGAGCUGGACACGAGCAAGCCCGUGCACGUCGAGUGA
This is a messenger RNA of Phytophthora sojae, 405 nucleotides long. RefSeq lists its product as hypothetical. The coding region runs from base 1 to 405 and encodes 134 amino acids. The transcript has 2 exons. The record is from RefSeq and is a predicted model, not a curated record. NCBI's taxonomy places the organism in Eukaryota, Oomycota, Peronosporomycetes, Peronosporales, Peronosporaceae.